AGAAGGCAUGUGGUGGGGAAGGGGAGGAGGCAGAGGUCGGCACAGCGGGGCAAGGACCCCCCACUCCGUGCCAGCUCCCACCUGCGGCAAGGCCCCAGCACCCGAGGGUUGCCUCUGCUUGCCACCCUCCCCGCCCCCCCCCCCCCCCACCUGGGCCAUCCCCGGCUAGACACAGUGGGGGUGGGGAGGCGGGGCGUGUCUCCCCGAGAGCAGGGUGUGGCCAGUGGUCCAGCCGGUCACUCGCGGAUGGCCAGCCCGUCCUGACCCGGGAGACUUAACCCCACUCCCCACCAUGCCUGCGGGCCGGGUGGGCUGAGGGUGCGCAACACCCCGAGACCGCAGCCCCUGGCGGAGCUCAGAGCAGGCUUGGGGAGGUUCUGCGGCUCCCGGCUGUCAACGCCCGCCGCCCUCCCUGCCUCACUUCCUCCCGCAGCCCCCGCCGCCCCGGAGGCACGGGAUCCCGGCGGGUCCGCAGCCCCGGCCGCCGCGCCCUGGCCUCGGCCCGCGGGGCCCCAGCCAGACCUCUUACCGCAACUCAGGACUGGGAAGAAGGAGGGAAGGAGGAGCCUCUGACAACUCGGUCUCCACUGAGGUUUGAGCCAGACAGAGCAGCCUUCUCCCCUUAGGAUGGCCUCGCCCUCCAGCUCUCCCACUUUCAGGCUCCAGACAUCAGACGGAGGCCAAGAAGAUGGCUCUGAGGCGGACAAAGGAAAGCUGGGCCUUGGGGACGGGCCGCCCCCCAUGGAGUCACCAUUCCAGGGCGAAGACCGGAACUGCCCCCCUCAGAUCAAAGUGAACCUCAACUACCGCAAAGGAACAGGUGUCAGCCAGCCAGACGCAAACCGCUUUGACCGUGACCGGCUCUUCAGCGUGGUGGCCCGGGGUGUCCCCGAGGAUCUGGCUGGGUUAGCAGAGUACCUGUCCCGGACCAGCAAGUACCUCACCGACUCAGAGUACACAGAGGGCUCCACGGGUAAGACGUGCCUGAUGAAGGCCGUGUUGAACCUUCGGGAUGGGGCCAACGCCUGCAUCCUGCCGUUGCUGCAGAUCGACCAGGACUCUGGCAAUCCCCAGCCCCUGGUCAAUGCCCAGUGCACGGAUGAGUACUACCGAGGCCACAGUGCCCUGCAUAUUGCCAUCGAGAAGAGGAGCCUGCAGUGUGUGAAGCUCUUGGUGGAGAAUGGGGCCAAUGUGCAUGCCCGGGCCUGUGGCCACUUCUUCCAGAAGAAGAGCCAAGGGACUUGCUUCUACUUCGGCGAGCUGCCCCUCUCUCUGGCCGCGUGCACCAAGCAGUGGGAUGUGGUGACCUACCUCCUGGAGAACCGGCAUCAGCCUGCCAGCCUGCAGGCGGCCGACUCACUGGGCAACACUGCCCUGCACGCCUUGGUGAUGAUCGCAGAUAACUCGGCCGAGAACAGUGCGCUGGUGAUCCGCAUGUACGAUGGGCUUCUCCGAGCCGGCGCCCGCCUCUGCCCCACAGUGCAGCUCGAAGACAUCCCCAACCUGCAGGGCCUCACGCCCCUGAAGCUGGCCGCCAAGGAGGGCAAAAUCGAGAUUUUCAGACACAUCCUGCAGCGGGAGUUCUCAGGGCCGUGCCAGCCACUUUCCCGGAAGUUUACCGAGUGGUGCUAUGGGCCUGUCCGGGUGUCGCUGUAUGACCUGGCCUCUGUGGACAGCUGGGAGGAGAACUCAGUGCUGGAGAUCAUCGCCUUUCAUUGCAGAAGCCCGCACCGACACCGGAUGGUGGUUUUGGAGCCGCUGAACAAACUGCUACAGGCGAAAUGGGAUCUGCUAAUCCCCAGAUUCUUCUUCAACUUCCUGUGUUACUUGAUGUACAUGUUCCUCUUCACUGCUGUUGCCUACCACCAGCCCGCCCUGGAGAAGGCCUUCCUCUCCCUGAAAGUGACGACUGGAGGCUCCAUGCUGCUGCUGGGCCACAUCCUGAUCCUGCUUGGGGGGGUCUACCUCCUCGUGGGCCAGCCUGAUUCAGGCCCUGCUCACGGUGGUGUCCCAGGUGCUGCGUUUCCUGGCCGUCGAGUGGUACCUGCCCCUGCUGGUGUCCUCGCUGGUGCUGGGCUGGCUGAACCUGCUUUACUAUACACGUGGCUUGCAACACACGGGCAUCUACAGUGUCAUGAUCCAGAAGGUCAUCCUGCGGGACCUGCUCCGCUUCCUGCUGGUCUACUUAGUCUUCCUUUUCGGCUUCGCUGUAGCCCUGGUGAGCUUGAGCCGGGAAGCCCUGGACUCCGGGGUCCCUACGGGCCCCAAUGUCACGGAGGCAGCACAGCCUGGGGUGGGACGGGAGGACGAGGGGGGCAGCGCGUCCCCCUACGGUGGCAUCCUGGACGCCUCCUUGGAGCUCUUCAAGUUCACCAUCGGCAUGGGGGAGCUGGCCUUCCAAGACCAGCUGCGUUUCCGCGGCGUCGUGCUGUUGCUGCUGCUGGCAUAUGUGCUGCUCACCUACAUCCUGCUGCUCAACAUGCUCAUCGCCCUCAUGAGCGAGACCGUCAACAGUGUCGCCACUGACAGCUGGAGCAUCUGGAAGCUGCAGAAAGCCAUCUCUGUCCUGGAGAUGGAGAAUGGCUACUGGUGGUGCAGAAGGAAGAAGCGGCGGGCAGGCGUGAAGCUGGCCGUUGGCACCAGGCCAGAUGGCAGCCCUGAU
Molecule: messenger RNA, 2662 nt
Organism: Leopardus geoffroyi (Geoffroy's cat)
Lineage: Eukaryota; Metazoa; Chordata; Mammalia; Carnivora; Felidae
Gene: TRPV2
Product: transient receptor potential cation channel subfamily V member 2
Exons: 12
Coding region: 628-2526 (632 amino acids)
Biological process (GO): calcium ion import across plasma membrane
Cellular component (GO): membrane
Molecular function (GO): calcium channel activity; protein binding
Source: RefSeq, a predicted model, not a curated record